CGGGGGGCCCCGCGAAGAUCUCAGCCUAUUCGUUUCCUUGAGUCCGGUAGGCCUCUCGGUGUAAUUCCAGGCGACUCUCCACUUUCCGAACUGCGCCAUUUUCUUGCCUGGGCUCGUAAAUUAACUGCUCCGUUCCCUUUCUGGAGCGGAAGGCUAGACUAAUUAACGGGAUUUCAGCCGUGAAGUAGGCUCGGCGCAGGUACCCAGCGAGUAGAGUACGUCGCUGCCCUACGCCGGAUAUUUCCUUGGGCGACUGUUAUUCCUCUUCCAUGGCUUACUUUUCGCGCUUCAAAUCUUAUUUGAAUUGGAUUCUCCAUAGGCAGACGCGUGCCCUCUUUAUCCUCUCUCUGCUUGCUGGCUCAAUGCGUUGAAAGAGCAUUGUUCUACUUAUGUCUUGCUAUCAUAAUGGAGAGCGCCUCCAUCUCGACUAUGCCCGCAUAUUUCGAGCUCAGCUGGUCGAUUUUGAGUAGCAUUGGAUUAUUCUCAGUGGCAUUGAGUGCGCUUGUCAUUGCUGCCACAAGUCUUACGCCGCUCUCGAUAGUGCCUCCAAUCCUCUCGGCUGCUUGUGCUGUCGCCAAUGGUCUUUGUUAUUAUGCCUUUUAUACAAAUUACAAUCCGGACGGCAGGGCUGUAGCUGCGGCUUUUGCUGAUUUUUUCUGGCUAAUCCAGGAAGCCGGUCUGUCCUUUUACAGCUACCAGAUCCUUCUCCGUACACUACAAGGACGCCGACUGGUCGUUUUCCAAGCCAUAUUCUGGACCAUGAUAGCAGUUAUCACCUGCAUCCGCGUAGCGAUCAUAGUCAGUCGCGUGCACGUCGUACUGCACGGGUCCAACUCGUUGCAGUAUCGGAUUGACUAUCUACACAUGGGCUACUUCAUCUGUAUUGCCGUUGUCGAGUCCUGUAGCUCCGCAUUCCUCAUUCAGCUUCUUCUAAGGGCGUACACACUCGCUUCAUCUGUGGAUCAACCAAUGCAUGAGGGAGGAGCAAGAAGGGGGAUAUUUAGGCAUUUACUUAAGACGACGGAGAUGCGCAUGGCAACCCUUGCAAUAGUCGGCAUCACGCGCGCGGUCACAUAUUCGUUCCAGACUACGUCGCAGAGUGCUACAACAGUUGUGAGUCAGUUAGACCGCUUCGUUUAUAGUCUUGAAUGCUUGUUUCCUUUUGUCAUGCUGGUUGACAUUCUCGCAUCCAAGGCAUAUCACCAGAGAGGAAGCUCGGCAAGAAGUCAUUUGCGUUCGCGCAACCCCUCCUUCCACUCCCGCCGGUGUCGAUGCUCGUAUAGAAGACUUGAUAGCACAUGUCGAUGUCAGGAAAUGCCCGAAGUUGCUCGGAGACCACUCUCCCAAAACAUAGAUGUUGAGGAUAGCAUCCAUGGAUUCGAUAGCAGCUGGUUUCCCACGCCUCCACUAAAACAGAGUGAUUCAACGUCAUUUGGCAAAAGCCACCAUGACGAAUGGCCGAGCAGAUCAAAACAACUAACUUACUAAUUAAUGACUGAAUGAUAUGUCUAAAGAUUAUGUAAGUUACUAAAAGUGUGCCAUAUUCCAUUAAAUCAUUAAAAGCGAGGUGAAUUAAUAUUAUAUUUCGGUGUUGUCGCUCUUAUAUUGCGUGAAUAGAUCAAAU
Molecule: messenger RNA, 1624 nt
Organism: Talaromyces proteolyticus
Lineage: Eukaryota; Fungi; Ascomycota; Eurotiomycetes; Eurotiales; Trichocomaceae
Exons: 3
Coding region: 406-1488 (360 amino acids)
Source: RefSeq, a predicted model, not a curated record